AUGGCACCCUUGAGAUCCGUUUCUGAACUUGCAUCCAUCGUUGAACGCGAUACGCGGACACUGGAAGAUGGGUUGAAAAGAUCUCCCGAGGCUCAGUUCUCACUUGCAUUCGGAGCACCGCCACAAAUCGAGUUGUCUCCUACUCUUGGGGGAACUCGUGAUGAACUUCUUGAAACCAUCGAAGAACUACGUAUUCGCCUGCUGGGACCGAUGGGGUAUCUAUUAUCUUUCCUAUUACCAAUGUCCGCUGCAGUAGCUGUUUUCAAGACUCUAUAUGCAUUCGACAUUGCCUCUCAUAUUCCUCUCGCACCCAAUGCUGAGAUAUCGUAUAAAGAUCUCGCAAAAAGUUGUGGCCUUCCGGAGGAGGAUACGCGUCGCAUUGUGCAGGCUGCUAUCACCUUCUACGUGUUCGAAGAAGUUACCCCUGAUAUGUCUGUCAGACACAAUGCCAUCUCAUCGAUGUUUACUGUGCCUGAAAUGAAAGACAUCUUGGGUCUAUUUAUCGACGAGCAGCUGUCCGGCGCUGCCAAGCUUGUCGAGAGCAUGCGGCGGUUCCCAGACAGCGGGGAACCAGGACACUCUGCUUCGGCGUUAGCCAUGAGAGAGGAGAAGGCAGUUAAAGAAAUGGGUAUUGAUAGGGAGGAGAUCGCUGAUCCAAGCAAGAAUUUCUUUGAUUACAUUGCCGAAGACGAGAGACGAGUUGCCCGCUUUCGAUCUGCUAUGGGUGUUUCGACCAAAGCUCCGGCUUUUAAGUCGUCGUAUUUCGUUGACGCCUUGCCGUGGGUAAAUAAAGACCAGUGCCCGGAGACAGUCGUCGAUAUCGGUGGUGCCGGUGGUGAAGUAAUCCAGCUAAUUCUCCGCACGUAUCCCAACAUCAAGAAAGGUGUCGUGUUAGAUCUCCCAGAAGUUGUCGCUGAUGCCAAAGUUCCCGAGGACCUUAACAACAGAUUGGAGUACAAGAGCUACAACUUCCUCAAGGAGAAAGUAACUUAUCAUGCGGAUGUAUAUAUAUUUCGCCAUAUCUUCCAUGACUGGAGCGACCAGUACGCUGCCAUAAUUUUGAAAAACCUGGUACCAGCUCUUAAAAAAGGGAGUAAGAUUUGGCUUUCUGAGGUUGUUCUUCCCAACUUGAGCGAUGGAAAUCGACUGAGAGAUCGAAUGCAGAGGAGUGCGGACGUCUACAUGAAAUCCGGAUUUAACGGUAAAGAGCGUAGCAAAAGAAACUGGGAGACUCUCCUGGCUGCGUCUGAUGAGAGACUUCGUAUUGUGAAUAUCACGAAGCCUUAUGGUGUUCAUGACUCAGUCAUUGAGAUUGUAUUUGACGCCUAA
Messenger RNA from Daldinia childiae, 1329 nucleotides. Its product is annotated as 6-hydroxytryprostatin B O-methyltransferase. Lineage: Eukaryota; Fungi; Ascomycota; Sordariomycetes; Xylariales; Hypoxylaceae. The transcript is spliced from 4 exons. The record is from RefSeq and is a predicted model, not a curated record. Gene Ontology annotation, molecular function: O-methyltransferase activity. Bases 1 to 1329 code for a protein of 442 amino acids.